CUGUCAGUCAGCGGCGGCGUGGAGAGCAGCGGCGACGCGCCGGGAGCUGAGUUUAUUAAGAUGGAAUUCCAAGCAGUAGUGAUGGCAGCUGGUGGGGGAUCACGGAUGACAGACCUGACUUCCAGCAUUCCCAAGCCUCUUCUUCCAGUUGGGAACAAACCUUUAAUUUGGUAUCCAUUGAAUCUGCUUGAGCGUGUUGGAUUUGAAGAAGUUAUUGUGCUUACAACCAAGGAUGUCCAAAAGGCUGUGUGUUCAGAAUUUAAGAUGAAAAUGAAGCUAGAUAUUGUGUGUAUUCCUGAUGAAGCUGACAUGGGUACGGGUACUGCAGAUUCUCUACGCUACAUAUAUCCAAAACUUAAGACAGAUGUCCUGGUACUCAGCUGUGAUCUAAUAACAGAUGUUGCCUUACAUGAGGUUGUGGACCUGUUCAGAGCUCAUGAUGCAUCACUUGCCAUGUUAAUGAGAAAAGGACAAGAUAUCUUAGACCCAGUUCCAGGUCAAAAGGGGAAAAAAAAGACAGUAGAGCAGCGUGACUUCAUUGGAGUCGACAGCACAGGAAAGAGGCUGCUCUUUAUGGCUAAUGAAGCAGACUUGGAUGAAGAGUUGGUCAUUAAGGCAUCCAUCCUACAGAAGCACCCUAGGAUACACUUCCAUACAGGCCUGGUAGAUGCCCAUCUCUACUGCUUGAAAAAAUAUGUUGUGGAUUUCCUAAUGGAAAAUAGGUCAAUUACUUCUAUCCGGAGUGAACUGAUUCCAUAUUUAGUAAGGAAACAGUUUUCCUCCAUUUCCUCACAACAGAGGCAAGAAGAAAAAGAGGAAGAUGUAAAGAAAAAGGAGCUGAAGUCCUUAGAUAUUUAUAGUUUUAUAAAAGAACCCAAUACACUCACCUUGGCUCCCUAUGAUGCUUGCUGGAAUGCUUGUCGAGGAGACCGGUGGGAAGACUUGUCUAGAUCACAGGUGCGCUGCUAUGUCCACAUCAUGAAAGCAGGACUCUGCUCUCGAGUGAGUACACUAGGACUCUACAUGGAAGCAAACAAACAGGUGCCCAAACUGCUGCCUGUUCUUUGUCCAGAAGAAUCACUGGUCCAUUCAUCAGCCCAAAUUGUCAACAAACACCUGGUUGGAGUUGACAGCCUCAUUGGACCAGAUACACAGGUUGGAGAGAAGUCAUCCAUUAAACGCUCAGUUAUUGGUUCAUCCUGUCUCAUAAGAGAUAGAGUGACUAUUACCAAUUGUAUUCUCAUGAAUGCAGUCACCGUGGAAGAAGGAAGCAACAUCCAGGGCAGCGUCAUCUGUAACAAUGUGGUGAUUGAGAAGGGUGCAGACAUCAAGGACUGUUUGGUUGGAAGUGGUCAGAGGAUUGAAGCCAAAGCUAAACGGAUAAAUGAAGUAAUUGUGGGGAAUGACCAACUCAUGGAGAUCUGAAAUCUGAACAAGUUAGACUCUCCUUCAUUUAGCCCCCAAAACUACAGCUGUUGGCUGGCCCACCUGUUCGACUCUGUAUUUAUUUUCCAAUAAAGACUUCCAAAG
Messenger RNA from Perognathus longimembris pacificus (Pacific pocket mouse), 1530 nucleotides. It is a transcript of the gene Eif2b3, whose product is annotated as eukaryotic translation initiation factor 2B subunit gamma. Gene Ontology annotation, biological process: cytoplasmic translational initiation; biosynthetic process. The transcript is spliced from 12 exons. Gene Ontology annotation, cellular component: guanyl-nucleotide exchange factor complex; eukaryotic translation initiation factor 2B complex. The coding region runs from base 61 to 1425 and encodes 454 amino acids. NCBI's taxonomy places the organism in Eukaryota, Metazoa, Chordata, Mammalia, Rodentia, Heteromyidae. Gene Ontology annotation, molecular function: guanyl-nucleotide exchange factor activity; translation initiation factor activity. The record is from RefSeq and is a predicted model, not a curated record.